Molecule: messenger RNA, 468 nt
Organism: Ilex paraguariensis (yerba mate)
Lineage: Eukaryota; Viridiplantae; Streptophyta; Magnoliopsida; Aquifoliales; Aquifoliaceae
Source: the annotation of a GenBank genome assembly
AUGACUGAUAAGAGGAAUCGAUUUUUGGGCAGUAAGAAGGAGGUGGAAUUAAAGCUUGUUGCCUCUGAAAGUUCUACUUUUGAUCUCUCUUCUCAGGUGGAGAAGAUGGUAGAGGAGAACAAGGCCCUCUUCCUUAAAGUUUCUGAGCUCUCUACUGCUUUGAACAAGAAAGAGUCUAAACUCUCUGAUGUCUUGAAAGAGAAAGAGUCUGAUCUUGCUAAUGUUGUCAAAACUACUACUAGUGAGAAAGAUGAAGCUAGUUAUGAGAUCACUAGUGCUGCUGGGGUGGAUCCUAGAGACCAAGCCAAGUCUGAGAUCGAAGCAAAGACUCUUGCAAAGGACCUGGCAAAGGAGAGCCUUCUAGUUGAGGAAGCAGAGCUAUACCCUAGUUAUAUGGGGUGCCUUAAUUUGCUAAUGAACCCUUGGGGUUCAAUCCGAGCUAGUCUUGAUGCCUUAUACUGUCAAUGA